Messenger RNA from Pocillopora meandrina, 1616 nucleotides. Lineage: Eukaryota; Metazoa; Cnidaria; Anthozoa; Scleractinia; Pocilloporidae. The record is from the annotation of a GenBank genome assembly.
UACAGUUCUAUGUGUCGUAUUCAGUUAAUGAGCGUUAUUUUUGUAACAACACCUCGUUCUUCUUUGUUUUAAGAAGCUGGCUAAUUGUCAUAGAAACCAGGAAUUUAUAUGGACAACAGCGCAGGUCAGGUCUUUGAUAGUUUUCCCUUAACUAAGGAAAUAUAGUCUGCUGACUUGACGUAAGACGCAAGACAGCGAUCAAUAAUAGUCUUAGAACUCAAUCAUUGCUUUUAUUAGUUAAGAUGAAACGAAAAUCAUGUUUGGCUCCAGCGCCUAAACGACAACAAUGCCAUGUUCCUUUGGGAAAUCAAAAAACAAUAAGUUCCCCAAUGCUGUAUUAAUACACUAUUCUUAAGCUUUUGGACGUAAAGCCCUUUAUUUAAGUUCUCUAUGCUAAAUUAAAUGUCAUUGUUAUCUUAGAAUACACAUCAGAAUAUUACUAAAGCUCCGUGAUAUGUGUUGAUCAAUUUCAAGUCUUGGAAGGUCCUUAUAUUCACUGAUCAUUCUACACAAGUCACAGAGAAGUUGAAGCAUUCUGCGCGAAAAUGAACAAACUCAAGGAAAACAAACUCUCCAUCACCAUGAAAGAAGCGCUUGCGCGAAACUCCCUUGCUGAGAACAAAAUGAAGGCGAGUGUAAACGCCAUCAGCACUGACAGUAAAAAAAGUCUGCAAAAUUUGGAGUUUUAUAAACAGAAGUACGAAAAACGGCAGAGAGAGCUGCAAAACGAAAAACAACGAAUGUUGCAUUGGGGAUCCGGCGAUGAAAGAAAAAUUUCAGCUCCAGCGUGCAUGGUAACAGUUGUUGAUGUAUCAACUGGUGAAUUGAUAACCGAUUCUCAAAGAGUAUCGAGCGCAACUUCCAGAGAGCGAUCUUUGUCGAUGAGUGCUAAAUUACCUUCUCUAUUGGGAGACGUAAUUGGCAGGACGUCACCAGAUCUAGUGGGUAACACCAAGCAAGGCGGACUUACACUUCCAGUAAUUGGCCCCCAACGAAGAUAUUCAGCGACAAUCUUGACUGGCACACCAUCUUCUGGUUUGAUUGUUCCAACCAUGCAGGCAAAUGACGGACAAACCAGAUCGGCGCCGAGCUCGCCAUGUGCAAUUCGUAGAAAGCUAGCUCGACCUUCAUCUGCAAAAAACAGCAUUUUAAAAACUCCUCCAUCGAGGGAGUUGGAUGGAAUACUCUCUCUUCUGGAUAAAGUGCGCGAAAAACAGGUACCGGAUUUGGAAGAAGCCAUGGCCUUAUUAAGAGAGCAGCGCUGGUUAGAACAAAAAAGAUCGGCAGAGGAGACCGCAGAAAAGGAGGAAAAACUCGUCAAGAAAUCUGGUGCAAGUCCCGAUGAGGCCCCGGACGAUCCUAGUAGUAGAAAGAUCUCUAUUCCUGGAGCUGCAUUAACUUCAACACCUGUUGUCUCUGAACAACCGGCUAAGAAUAGCAGUGAUGUGACAACGUUGGAAGAAAGUUUUCACAAAGUUAAAUUUUGCAAAUAUCUUCGAACACCAUCUCUGCCUGACGAGGAAGAAAAACUACCUGAUGAACUGAUACCAAAAAACUUAAUAGUGGGGCACACACAGUGGUUACCAGGAGACUCUAGAGCCACCCAUCGCAACUGA